Messenger RNA from Frankliniella occidentalis (western flower thrips), 1138 nucleotides. Its product is annotated as alpha-tocopherol transfer protein-like. Gene Ontology annotation, molecular function: phosphatidylinositol bisphosphate binding. The record is from RefSeq and is a predicted model, not a curated record. Gene Ontology annotation, cellular component: membrane. Lineage: Eukaryota; Metazoa; Arthropoda; Insecta; Thysanoptera; Thripidae. The coding region runs from base 19 to 960 and encodes 313 amino acids. The transcript has 6 exons.
CGGCACUCCUUCAGACUCAUGCAUGCAUCUCUCCAUCUCCGCAGGCGCAGAUCGACGGUCAUGGUCACAGAAAUGAAGCGCGCCUCAGUUCAAGAAGAGCUGCGGAAAAAUCCGCAGCUCAAACAAGAGGACAUAGAUGCAAUGCGCGAGUGGGUAGAGACUCAAACCCAGCUGCCAGAUAUCACAGAUCUCACGCUCGUGCUUUUCAUCCACUGCUGUUUCUAUGAUAUAGAAAUAGCCAAGAAAACACUGCUAAAAUUCUACAAUUUCCAAUAUAACGUUCCACAAAUAUGUCUAAAUAGAGACCCAAGCAAUGAGGAGAUAGUACAAAUUGCCAAAGCAGUGGGUAUAGUCAUACUUGAUGGUAGAGACAGAAAUGGAAAUGUUGUUGUUUUUCAAAGGCUAAUAGACACCAAUCCAGCUUGCUACAACAUGGACUUAACAGUGAAAUUGUCACACAUGUUAAGUACUAUUUGGCAACUGGAGAAUGGGACAGCUCAAGGAACAGUCCUUGUUUAUGACCAAAGAGGAUUUGGUUUAAGUCAUAUGGCAAGAGGUUCCCUGUCGUCACUGAAGAACAUGAUUCAUUAUGUUCAGGAAUGUGCACCUAUCAAUGUUGUUGGAAUACAUGUGAUAUACACCAAUGCUGUAAUUGAUGCCAUAUUGUCCCUCUUCAAGCCAUUUAUGAAGUCCUCUCUGUACAAAUUGAUAAAAACUUACAGAGAAGAGAACCUCCAAGAAUUUUACAACAUCAUACCUCAGGAAGUUUUACCAAAGGAAUAUGGAGGACAGCAGGUAUCACUUGAGGAGCUUAGUGAAAUUGGUUACAAUAAGUUAAUGGCAUAUAGAGAAUUCUUCCUUGAGGAAGACACUAAAAUAAUGGAGGCUGCAGCAAUGGCUAAAAGUAAAAAUCCUGGUUUCUUCAGGACAGUAGGAUCAUGGGUUGGACUAGGUGAAUAAAUUGGACUAGUCAAGCUAAAGGCAUUCCAAAAGAAAUCCAAAACACAUUCCAAGAUGGUAUGGAAAUAAAUGGACCAACAUUCCUCACAAAUGACUUGAAGAAGCUCUAGAUUAAGAAAUUUCUUAUGUGAUGAAGUAUUUCAAAAAAAUAAAAUAGCUCUGCAAUAUUCUCAUAAAA